CACAGAUUUUUUCUUUUUAGGCUGGCAGUGAUGGGGAGAGCAUUGGAAACUGCCCAUUCUCCCAGAGACUUUUUAUGAUCUUGUGGCUGAAGGGAGUGAGUGGUGUUCAAUGUCACAACUGUUGACUUAAAGAGAAAACCAGCGGACCUCCAAAACCUUGCCCCAGGGACACAUCCUCCCUUUAUAACCUACAACCAUGAAGUGAAGACUGAUGUAAACAAGAUAGAGGAGUUUCUGGAAGACGUGCUAUGCCCUCCCAAAUACCGUAAGUUAGCAGCUAAGCACCCAGAAUCCAACACUGCUGGCAUGGACAUAUUUGCUAAGUUUUCAGCAUAUAUCAAGAAUUCCAAACCAGACGCCAAUGAAGCAUUGGAGAGAGGACUGCUAAAAACGUUGCAAAAGCUUGAUGAGUACCUGAAUUCACCACUACCCGAUGAAAUCGAUGAGAACAGUAUGGAGGACAUUACCGUCUCUAGCCGUAAGUUCUUAGAUGGUGAGGAAAUGACCUUGGCUGACUGCAACCUCUUGCCAAAGCUUCACAUAGUAAAGGUGGUGACCAAAAAGUACAGGAACUUCGACAUCCCAAAAUCUAUGACCGGGAUUUGGAGAUACCUGACAAAUGCAUACAGCAAAGACGAAUUCACCAACACCUGUCCGGAGGAUAGAGAGAUAGAAAUUGCGUAUGCAGAUGUAGCCAAAAGGCUCACAAAGUGA
Staurois parvus is the source of this 714-nucleotide messenger RNA. The record is from the annotation of a GenBank genome assembly. NCBI's taxonomy places the organism in Eukaryota, Metazoa, Chordata, Amphibia, Anura, Ranidae.